Molecule: messenger RNA, 624 nt
Organism: Sungouiella intermedia
Lineage: Eukaryota; Fungi; Ascomycota; Pichiomycetes; Serinales; Metschnikowiaceae
Source: the annotation of a GenBank genome assembly
AUGGUUGCUAAUAUUUGGGUUGCCGCCGCAGACAAUCAGGUAGACGUCGUAAAGUCGUACCUUGACUCGGGAAAAUUUUCUGCCAACUCUAAAGAUCCCAACGGAUACACUGCCAUCCAUGCCGCAGCAUCUUACGGUCACAUCGACUUGUUGAAGCUAUUGAUUCUGAGCGGUGGAGACAUCAACAUCCAGGAUAACGAAGGUGACACGCCAUUGCAUCACGUCGAAGACUUGGCCACCGCCACGGUGAUGGUGGAGGAGCUUGGAGCUGACUACAAGAAGAAAAAUACUGAGGGACAAACACCUGCUGAGUACAUCGAGGAAGAUGGAGACUUUCCCGAACUAGCGCAGUAUUUGCGUUCGUUGAUGCAUGACCAGCCCCAAUCAUCUGUUCUUGGAGACUUGCCAUCACCAGGUAACGUAGAAGGUCACCAGAUCAGAUACAUAAUGGAGGAAGACCAGGAAGAAAUGAGUGAAGAGAGAAGAAAGCAGCUUGAAGAGAUUGCCAAUAGUGAUAAUCCAGAAGAGGCACUUCGGAGAUUGGUGACGUCUGCAGUGAGAGAAGGAUUGGCCAAUUACAAGGCGGCCAGUGACGAGCCUGAAGCUAAGAGGGCAAGAGAGUAA